AUGGUCGACGCCCAGGAAAACACGAGUAAACUCUUCUCCAAGACAAGCCGCUGGCGGACCAAGAUCUUCGAUAAGACGGGCGACGAAGCUACACCGUCCAAGCCAGCCAAAACCCAAGAUCCAGACGACCUCGAUGCCUUCCUCAAACCCUCGACCGACCGCGCCCAGCAACAGAGAGAGGCCAUCGCCGCCUUUACGAGCCGGCCGCGCAUAGAUGUUGCGAGGGCGCAGCGAUGGCCGGGCGCCCAGGAGAUACUGGCGGGGGCUGCGGCCGUGGCGAAGAGCCCAGGCCCAGGUGGCAUGAAGACGGGCACGCGCAAAAAAGGCCUGACAGUGGGCUUCGUGCGCACUGUGCCGGAGAUCAUAGGCCACGGUGGCGACGAGUGCGAGGACCCAUCCAUCAUCGUCUCGCGGCAGAAAGCGAAACUACUACAGCAGCAACAGCAGCAGCAGCAGCAGCAGCAGCAACAGCAGCAGCGACAACAACAGGGCAAUGCAGCGGCCGAAGAUAGCAGCCUACUACCACCGCCGCCAAAACCUCAAGACGACGCCAAUGUCGGCGUGCAGACCAACGGCAUGGGCCGCACGCCCUCGCAGACAGAGCAGCGCAACAGCCUCACCCGCACCCUCACCAACCCGACCGAGAUGUCAGCUCCCCUCGGCCAGAAGAUGCAAAUGGGCCAUAUCAACUCGCACGCGCAGCCUCCUCCCCCGCCCCCGCAACGCAUGGGCCCAAUGGGUUUAGGCGAGCGCCCUCGAGGCCUUGCACGAGCGCCCACUGGCUUCGACCUGCAAACCCUCGACACGGCCAAUGAUGAGGCCCGCCGACCCAGCAUUGAUUCGUCGUAUUCACACGACUCCGAUCCUCUGUCGCCCGUCGCCCAGCGCAUGGCGCCUGUUCUGCCCUCGACAACGGAGGAAGAGGAGCAUGACAACGACAAGAACGACGGCGACGACGACGAUGAUGAGAACUUACGGCCGAAGCCCCUAUCGCGCACACAAACGGGCUUCCCAGGGCUCGCCGACAGUGCGGCCCCUGUGCCUACUAUGCCAGACCUGCCAGACGUGCCGGUGCGGUUGCCUGAGAUGAGCGUUGUGGAACAGGAGGGCGUGUCCCCACUUGACGGCCAUGACGCCUUGGCCGACCGCUUUCUGCAGAGCGAGCCCGCCGAGGACAACUCUUUCGCGGCGAGGGUCAAGCAGAGGAUGAGAUCAGAGGAAGGGCGAGCUUUGCAAGAGGCAGCACAGCGAGCCGCUUCGGGCACCAAACGCGAUUCCGACUCGAGCUCGUCCCUUUCCACAGACCCACCCCAUACCGCAAGUCCUGCCUCGACCUAUGCAACACCCAACGCCAGUCGCUCGCCACCACAAGCUGCCUACGUUGACCCUCCACGAGCCUCGCCAAUGCGCUCGCUAGAAGCCGACAGCGACCCUUUUCGAUCCAGGGCCCGUGGACCCUCUCCUGGACGACGGCCCAUGCAACCUGCGCACGUUGUCACGGAUGCAGAUGCACGACCAGCGUCGUCGGCUUCAUCCCAAUACUCUGCUCCCUCGGUCCCUUCACAAGGGCAAGCUUCACCUGCCGUGCACAAUGAUCUUCCGUCCACAGCCAACGCCGCCGCGCCCCCACAGCGCAUCCCAUCCAACAAUAGAGACAAGCCCCCCUUUGCGGCCUUUGCUCAAGGACACGCUCCCAACAUGUCCAGCCGAUCUGAGCAACGGCCAUCGUACUUUCCACCCAUCCAAACUCAGCAACAGCCACAAUCGCAGUAUCAAGCACUACCACCACCCCAUUCACAGCCACAACCGCCACAACCGCAGCCACAACCGCAGCCACAGCCACAGCAGCUACCACAUCUGGCCCAUGCACAAAGCCAACAUGUACCCGCAGUCACUCAUGGUAGUCCCCUCGCUUCGAGGUCUAGGUCCGAAGUCAAUUCGCACUCGUCAGCCCCUCUGUCGCGCUCAGACACAAAAUUGCAAAACGAUGCUGCCUACAGGGAUUUUGCAGAGCGCGUGACGCAUAUGCGAGGCAUCUUUAAACUGACGGCCCAGCUGGGAGGUCAUGUAUAUAGCCACUCUCCCUCUGAAUGGAUUCGCGUGGCCACCUGGUGGUUUCUUAAAGGUCGCGCAGGCAUGGAAAGCUUGAUCAGAAGUCAAGCACAGGGAGGCGAUGCGAACCAAGAGCGCUUGACCCAGCCUCAUGUUGAUCUCGCCAAGGUGUGGUGGAUCCUAAACGAGGUCUUGCCAGAUCAUCCUGCCUUGCAGAGCUAUGGAGGUCGCGGAUCGGAAGCCGGUGGUCAGGCGGCGAGGCAGGCUGGAGACGCGGCAAGCGCAGACGCAUUCGAAAUACAAACUGCAAUCACUCAUUACCUCAAGCUGCUUGUAGGCUCGAUGAAAAAGCAUAACAGCAUGCCCCCAACACAAGCUCUGAUACAGGGCCAAGACCAGUCUGUCUGGGUAGAGUAUCCCACUUUUGCGCCCGACGCGGCGAGCGUCCUGACUACCAGGCUCCACCCUACUGUUCCGGGCCAAAAGGGUGCUGGACCACCCCAUAUCAGCCUCUCGCAAUACAUACCCCUUGCAGACACAAAGGCCGAUUUCUGCUAUUUCAGAAUGUUUGUAAACGCCUACCUCGCCACCGAUGACCCCAAUACAGACCGGGUUCCCAUGUCGGCCGUCAUCACCAUACUUCGUCCAAGGGACCAAUAUCAGGUCAAGCUGGCCAUUUGCAGUCAGAACAAUCUCAUCAACCUCGUUGUGGGUCAUGGGUCGGAUAUCACGUGGAAGGAUGUCAAUUGGAAUAAACAAUCACGCAAGAUUAGCGUCCAGCUGCGCCACGGCUUCGCGCUCACUCUCGAGCUUAGCGAAGGCGACAUGCGCAGCCUCUGGUCUAUCGUGGAUCAUACCAAUCGAGUGGAGAUGGACCUGCGAGAACGACGAGACGAGCGAUUUGCGUGUAAGCUCUACUUGCGGGAAGCCAGCUACAGAGAUCCGGCCAAUCCAUCAGCCUUCCCUGCCGAGCGCGUUCCAGGCUGCAAGCUCCUCGUUUUCCAGAAGAUUGAACGAAGCAGCGAGGGCACUGGCAAGAGGAAACUACAUCGAGGAUACCGCAUGGUGUUGGUGACGGCGCAACAAUACAAGCAAGUCAGCCUGGUGAAUCACGAAUUAGGCACGAAACAGGAGCCCAUGAACUUUGAAUAUGUCACCGAAUCCGACCAGGCUCCAGCGAUUCGGUUCCAUUUCCGCGAAGAGUCACCAGACAAACGCGCCAGGUUAUGCACCUACCAUCUAGUUUUCCAUGAAGGCAAGGACCGCAAUCAUCUGUUUGGUACAUUCACAUCCAUGAACGUAAACGAGGGCGAAAUGGCCUUUGCUCAGGUACCGCUCAAAGGGUUUUCCAUCGAGAGCGCGGAUCAGGCCGAGGGUUUCAGCCAAAAGGGCAGCCGUGUACUCGAAAAGAUGCAAUGGCAAGAGGCAAAGGUUCUGAAUGUAGAUCCGGAAGCUGCUGGACUGGAGUCUGCUCCCACCGUCAAGAGCGAGAGCUUGAGGAUUGUCUGUAGACACACUGCAGGUAUCAUUUCGGACCGUAUGAAUUUGGGUUCGGGCGAGCUACUCGUGCGCCUUCCAAACGAUGGAGCUGCCGAAUUGACGCUUUUGCGUGAACCACAACAAGAUGUCACGGUGGCUAUUGAUGGCAGCAGAACGGAUCGUGACGUGCCCGACGCGCUGGCCGAGCUGAUCAAGACGCUCAACACAGCAUCGACGAUACGGCGGCUGAAAUUCAACUCUUUUCAAGACUUGCACACAUUCCAGCUUGCUGUGGCUGGCUUUGCUGUCAAAUUUGACGGCCUUGCGCUCACUUUCUCCAUCUCGCGCCGCCGCAUGGUUGUACCCAUCUACAAGCAAUGGACAGCCAACAACAUUCGCAUCCAAGUUGUACAACAGGACAACAUCGUUCAACUCCUAGCCUUUUUUGAAGACUUUUCCCACGCUGAUGCCAUGAACUUUCAAUUGCGUACCAUGGACACGUUUGAAAAGUGCGACAAAGGAGGCAAAUUUGGUCUAAAGCUUGUUGACGCCAAAUUCGCCCUUCCUGUCGAGGAGAGACGAGGUGAAGGCAAAAUGCAAAAGGAAGAAGGGCGUUUGACUGGCUGGUCAGGUGUUAAACGACGCUUUGUCUGCCUGGACGAGAUUGAGUAUCCAGGUGAACACGACGACAUCCUGAUCCAAUUCGACUCGGCAGAGACUCGCGAUCGAUUUGCGGAAGCGCUUCCAGCGGCCACCAUGGAGCGCAAAUUUACUGUUCGACGAAAAAUCUAG
Messenger RNA from Plenodomus lingam JN3, 4323 nucleotides. RefSeq lists its product as uncharacterized. Lineage: Eukaryota; Fungi; Ascomycota; Dothideomycetes; Pleosporales; Leptosphaeriaceae. The record is from RefSeq and is a predicted model, not a curated record.